Messenger RNA from Orussus abietinus, 2914 nucleotides. Its product is annotated as protein yellow-like. Gene Ontology annotation, cellular component: extracellular region. The record is from RefSeq and is a predicted model, not a curated record. The transcript has a single exon. The coding region runs from base 162 to 1481 and encodes 439 amino acids. Lineage: Eukaryota; Metazoa; Arthropoda; Insecta; Hymenoptera; Orussidae.
GCUCGGCGAAACCGCGACAGUCCGACGCGAGCACCCGCCGGCCGAGUUGGCACCGUCCGACGAGACCUUCCGACGAGAAUAGAACGACCGCUUCCCGAACGGCGGAGGACCGCGGUGUCAGACGGGUCGGAAGGAAGCGGGGAGGUCCACCCUCGAGAGCGAUGACGGGCGGAAGCGUCGUCCUGGCCCUGUGCCUGGGCCUGUCCCUGGCGGCGCACGACUCCUUCCGCGUCAUCUUCCAGUGGAACUACGUGGACUUCGCCUGGCCCUCGGACGAGGCCCGACAGCGGGCGGUGGACCGAGGGGAGUACGUCCUCGCCAACAACCCCAUAGCCGGCAUCAAGUGCUGGAAGGGCAAGAUGUACCUGACCAUCCCCCGAUGGAAGGACGGGGUCCCGGUCACUCUGGCGGUUACCCCCUCCAGCCCCGUCAACGGCGUCACCGCUCCGCGGCUCGAGCCCUUCCCCAGCUGGGAGAUGCAGACCCUGGGAGACUGCGACGCCUUCCAGUUCGUCCAGAGCAUGGAGAUCGACCCGGCCGGGCGCAUGUGGGUGCUGGACACCGGCCGGACCGCCACCCAGACCCUCGAGGCCAAGGCCAGGUGUCCGCCCCGGCUGGUGAUCCUCGACCUGGAGAACGGCGGCGCCGUCCUGCGGAGCUUCCGCUUCCCCGCCGACGUGACGCCGCCGGACUCGGUCUACCUCAACGACAUCGUCCUGGACCACGAGGACGGGGGCGUCGCCUACAUCACCGACAGCAGCAGGGAGGACCCGGGCAUCGUCGUGUACUCGCUGGCCAACGACACCGCGUGGAAGGUGCGCCACGACUCCAUGAAGGCCAAGGCGGAGGCCGUGGGCUUCAUGGUGGCCAAGACGCACGUCAUCUCGCCCAUCAACGUGGACGGGAUCGCCCUGUCGCCGGCCGGCAGUCACGACCGGCAGGUCUACUACACCCCGCUGUCGUCCUUCCACCUCUACUCGAUCCCGGUCUCGGUCCUGAAGAACCGCACGGACAACGUCGACAGAUACGUCCGAGAGCUGGGCCGGAAGAACUCCCAGACCGACGGCAUGGCCAUGUCCAUGUCCGGCGUCCUGUACUUCGGCCUGCUGGCCGACGACGCGGUCGCCAUGUGGGACACCAAGCACAUGCAGUCCUUCACCACCGGCCAGAGGGUCAUCUCCAGGGACCACGCUCUGAUGCAGUGGCCCGACACCUUCGCCUUCGACGAGGAGGGCAACCUGUGGUGCGUCACCAACUCCGUGCAGAACUUCCUGAACAACCGGGUGGACGUCUCCCAGCCCAAUUACCGAGUCAUCAAGAUGCACUCCGGGACCAAGAGCUACCAGUACCUCGAGGACGGCAGCGUGCCGGACCUGCCCACCGUCACAGCCGGCGCCCGGAGGGCCGCCCGCGACCUGUCCGCCCUCGCGGCUCUCUUCGCGGCCCUCCUCGCGGCCCCCAUCGCGGCCCUCUCGCAGUAGAGGCCCCCUGCUCCUGGCGCAUCCGGGUGCCGCGCGAGGAGAGCGACGCGAUCGCGCGUAAUCUCAGUGGCCUUUCGAAGGGAGCGGACCGAAAGGGUCGUCUCCCGCGAGUCCGAUUUGGUACAAAUGAAUUUCCCUGUGAAUGAAUUACCGCGUCCGCCACCAAUGGGCCUCUCCUUCGCUCUAGCUUAACGAACGUUCUUUUGCGACCGGUGACCCUUCACCGCGGAAGAAAUGUAUGCACGCGUUAGAGCCUCUCACGUCGACCGAUUCUGGAAAUCGGUUUCUUGGAUGUUAUUCAAAAAUGGGAGAAAAUAGGGAAAGUAAUCUUUAACCUUGGCGCUAGAAGCGGAGCCACGAGUAGUCGUUAUCGUUAGAGUUAAGUACGUAGCGUUAAUUACUCGCUUGGAGCCUCGGUGGAUUUUUUCGCAGCGCGGAGUUUCACGGUAGAUUAUUUUCUUUUGUACUUUUCUUUCUCUCGUCCGGCCCAGGGCCGGCUCGGACGAUUCGACGCGUCCGUACUAACUUUGAUUCCGGUGGAGCCGUACCGGCAAUUGAUCUAAUCCGGGCUAAGAUUAGCUCAGCACUCGCCGCGCGGGACGCUUCGGAAAUGCCGGCAAUAAUCUCGCGUAAAUAUUUCGCGGGCCAUCCGGUGUGGUUCGCCGCUCUAUUUAUAAUAGGUUAACGCGAGUCCUUAGGAGCGCGUUCGACUCGGGUCGAGGGGUCGUCGCUUUAUCGGAAUCUUGACCCGAAAACGCGCCGAAAAGCCGCGGGGCCGAUCUCGUGGAACGUCCGCGAGCAGGACCGACAAAAGACGUAUCGAAAAAUACAAGUACCAUUUUAGAUUAUUUCCUACAAUUAGGAACUAUUCAACGUGAAAGUAAUCGGGGGACAAGUACCUCGCCGAAAAGGCGCGAACGACGCGUUUUUGUCGCGCGAAUAACUGCCAGGAUGACUUUCCGGAGCGGCAUAAUUAAUGUAAUUACUGUAACGAAGGUAAUAUAUAUAUUUACACACAUGCGCGCGCACACACGCAUAUAUAUGUAUAUAUAUUUACAUAUAUUUACAUAUAUUUUAUAAAAGGAACUAUGUCGCUAAGUUACAUUAAUUUUCUACGUUUACGUGCAUGCGCAGGGAAAUAAUUUCUUUUCGUAAGGGACGAAAGACGCGGAGACGACGAUCGUUACGGCGGGACGAGUUUCCUUCUUUUGUCGAUAAUCUUAAACAUAGAGAUCGUAUACCGACUUCGAGCUACCAAAGAAAUUCGAUUUCCACGACGAGUCGUUCUUUCUUAAAGAAGGUUAAUCCAAGGUGCUACAUCUCUUCGAUUUUCCUUCCCUUCUAUUCUCCUUUAUCGCCUGAUCGAAUAACGAAGGAUAAACGUUCUGUUCGUUUGUACAAACUUGAGGUACAAUAAAUUAUUCAGCGAACAA